Molecule: messenger RNA, 852 nt
Organism: Ogataea haglerorum
Lineage: Eukaryota; Fungi; Ascomycota; Pichiomycetes; Pichiales; Pichiaceae
Exons: 1
Coding region: 1-852 (283 amino acids)
Source: RefSeq, a predicted model, not a curated record
AUGGGCACCACCUUGUUGUCCCUGCUGGAUCCCAAAGAACCGCGCAGGACGAAAAUUGAGUCUGUGGACGCCGUCGUCGACUUCACGCCAGGCAACUUGUACGACAUCGCAUGCGUGCCAGGCACCAUCGCGCAGUGGGAUAUACUAUUCGGUCUUCUAGAUCAUGGCACACGAUCCGCCAUCGUCAGCGCCCAUUCCCAUAUUCCUUGGCAUAACUUCAAGGGAGACAAGACCAACAUCGAUCUGUUCCGCGUUGACAGUCUCACCAAUCUGAUUUUCCUCGUGCAAAACCUGGAUUUUUCCCCGUAUAAACUGGUGAUUCUCGAUGAUUUCCAUUCGCUAUACCAGUUUGCACUGACAAACCUCCGAGACAGACGCAGGAGCGAAACCCAGCGCUACAAACGAGACGCCAAUGGACACAGAAAAGACCAGCAGAGCCCCUCGCGCAAGCUCCAGCUGGUGAUCCAGAGUUUGCUGCUUCUACUCAGCAACGAGUGCCAAAAACAUGACCUGAUCGUCAUAACCACGGGCAAAAUGGUCAACAUGAGCCAGAGAUUUUUCUCAAAGUCGCGGCCGGCAUCCACACAGGAGGAAGAGGAGGACACUUCCGUCUUGCAGCAGAUAAUGGUGCCCAUACUGCCUCUGAACGGCCCCUGGUCGGGCCAGUACGCUAAACGUUUGGUGCUCUAUAAAGACUGGGUCAAAGACGGGAACCAGGCCGGUCUGGACAAAUCUCUGACCAUUGUGGACUACAUACAGCUGAUGGAGAAAAACCAGAUGCGUGUGUGCCCGCAAUUUCUAUGUAUAGCUUCCAACAAUGGCGAGCGGACGCUUCAGUCCGGCUGGUGGUGA